AUGGGAUGCUGGAUUUUGAAUGAAAAACUGUCAGCCCUGUUAUUAGUGAUGUGGCUGGGAUUGAAUUUAUAUUUGUUUAUUGAUACCUUCCGCUGGUAUGAAGAUGAAGAUGCUUACCUUUAUACACGGAUUAUGCUGGGAUCAACACUGGCUUGGGCGAGAGCUUCUGCAACAUGCCUUAAUUUUAACUGCAUGCUAAUCCUGUUACCAGUCAGUAGAAACCUUAUUUCAUUCUUACGAGGAGCAAGCACUUGCUGUGGAGGAGCACUGAGGAGGCAGUUUGACAAAAACAUCGUAUUUCACAAGAUGGUUGCCUAUGGAAUAGCUGUAAAUGCAACCAUCCAUAUUGUUGCCCACUUGAUCAACAUAGAGCGGUAUCAUAGGAGCCAAUCAAAAGAAGCAGGGGAAUUACGGAAUAAACUUUCUGGCCUUGGCAAGAACUCACAUGAAAGCUACUUGAACCCAAUCAGGACCUAUGAAACGAACACAACAGGAGAGGUUCUAACUACCAUAGCUGGAGUAACUGGAGUUGUGAUUACUGUGGCUCUAAUACUGAUCAUGACUUCAUCCACGAAGCUCAUCAGAAGGUCAUCCUAUGAGGUGUUCUGGUACACCCAUCACCUCUUUGUGGUUUUCUUCAUUGGUUUAAUAAUCCAUGGUAUGGGUCAGCUUGUCCGAGGUCAAACACCUCAGAGUCUGCUGCUUCACAAUGUCACUUACUGUAAAGAUCACCAUUUGGAAUGGGAGAAAGCUACUCAGUGUCCCCUGCCGCAGUUUUCAGGCAACAAACCUGUGGCUUGGAAGUGGAUUUUAAGUCCUGUGGUGUUGUAUAUCUGUGAAAGAAUCAUUAGAUUUUGGAGAUUUCGACAGGAAGUGGUCAUUACUAAGGUGGUGAUGCAUUCCUCUGGAGUCCUUGAGCUUCAUAUGAAGAAAAGUGGCUUUAAAAUGGAACCUGGUCAAUAUAUCUUUCUACAGUGCUCAUCUGUCUCACAGCUGGAGUGGCAUCCUUUCACACUCACUUCAGCUCCUGAGGAAGAAUUCUUCAGUGUUCACAUAAGAGUAGCUGGGGACUGGACUGCAGCCCUCUUCAAGGCCUUUGGAGCAGAGGAAAAAGCUUUCAAGGAACUGUGGAUGUUACCAAGAUUGGCUGUGGAUGGACCAUAUGGAGCUGCAACUACAGAUGUUUUUUGGUACAAAUGCUGCAAUCCUAGCAUAGUACUGACACUGCAGAAGGUUUAUUUUUACUGGAUUUCUCGAGACCCAUCAGCAUUUGAGUGGUUUGCUCAUCUUCUAUCCUUUUUGGAAACAAAAAUGGCUGAAAAAGGGAAAAAGGAUUUCCUAAGUUAUCAUAUAUUUCUUACCGGCUGGGAUGAAAGUCAGGCUACUCAUAUAGCCCUACAUUAUGAUGACAAGAUGGAUGUAAUUACUGGUUUGAGACAGAAGACCUUCUAUGGAAGGCCAAACUGGGACACUGAGUUCAAGCGACUAGCUGAAAAUCAUCCAAGGAACAGUAUUGGAGUAUUCUUCUGUGGACCCAAGACUCUCUCCAAGAUCCUUCAACAGAUGUGCAAUUCAUAUUCAUCAGUUGAUCCAAGAGGGGUUCAGUUUCACUACAACAAAGAAAGUUUCUAG
Molecule: messenger RNA, 1632 nt
Organism: Struthio camelus australis
Lineage: Eukaryota; Metazoa; Chordata; Aves; Struthioniformes; Struthionidae
Source: RefSeq, a predicted model, not a curated record